GGCCCCAAAACAGUCUACACAUCAGGAGGGAUGGCUGGGGCUCUUGAGCUAUAAGUGGCACCUCAGGGCCCUGACGGGCGUCUCGCCAUGCUGCUCCUGGGCCUGCUGCUGCUGCUGCCCCUGCUGGCUGGCGCCCGCCUGCUGUGGAACUGGUGGAAGCUCCAGAGCCUCCACCUCCCACCUCUUGCCCCGGGCUUCUUGCACCUGCUGCAGCCCGACCUCCCCAUCUAUCUGCUUGGCCUGACUCAGAAAUUCGGGCCCAUCUACAGGCUCCACCUUGGGCUGCAAGAUGUGGUGGUGCUGAACUCCAAGAGGACCAUUGAGGAAGCCAUGGUCAAAAAGUGGGCACUUUGCUGGCAGACCUGAGCCACUUACCUGUAAGGGCUGGGGGCAUUUUUUCUUUCUUAAACAAAUUUUUUUUUGUUAGAGAUGGGGUCUUGCUAUGUUGCCCAGGCUGGUCUUGAAUUCCUGGUCUCAAGUGAUCCUCCCACCUCGGCCU
Pan troglodytes (chimpanzee) is the source of this 499-nucleotide messenger RNA. Its product is annotated as steroid 21-hydroxylase-like. The record is from RefSeq and is a predicted model, not a curated record. Bases 88 to 366 code for a protein of 92 amino acids. The transcript has 2 exons. Lineage: Eukaryota; Metazoa; Chordata; Mammalia; Primates; Hominidae. Gene Ontology annotation, molecular function: iron ion binding; oxidoreductase activity, acting on paired donors, with incorporation or reduction of molecular oxygen; heme binding.